Messenger RNA from Miniopterus natalensis, 1375 nucleotides. The record is from RefSeq and is a predicted model, not a curated record. Lineage: Eukaryota; Metazoa; Chordata; Mammalia; Chiroptera; Miniopteridae.
AUGAAAGGGUUGCCCUGCCCCAGCCUGUGCCCUGCCCACUUCUGGCAGCUGGGGGCUUCCUUCAUGGCUGAGGCCUCCAGGACUCAGGCCCUGGGGAAAGGAGGGCCGCCACUCAGCGUCCAGCUCCUGCGAGCCCAGUAUGAAGACCUGAGGCAGCAGCAGAGGGCCCAGGCCCACCUCAUGGUGCUCCCGAAAGGAGGGAACACACCUGCUCCUGCUGAAUCCAUGGUCAGUGCUGUUUGGAUUAACAAGGAGAGGAGGCGUUCACUGUCCCAGGACAAGGUGGACCCUGAGGCAGCGGGGAUGCUGGAGGAGGCUGAUGGAGGCUGUCUGCAGAUCCCCAGGUCUCUGUGGCACACACACCUACAGAUGCACUGCUCGGUCCAAACCUUCCACCAGGAAACCAGUCAUCACGUAAAACACAAGGGCAAGUUCAUGGGGUCUGAGCAAAGGCUUCCUCAGGAAAGAGAUCCCAGCUUGUUUGAAAACAAGCAGAUGACUCAGCAAGAGACCAUGAUCCCAGAGGCAGCCCAGCAUGAACGUCAGGAGGGCAAUCCCCAAACAAAGACAGUGGGAUCCGGCUUAAACAAUGGCAUUCAGUGCCCUUCCUCCAUAAAGAACCCACAGAGGCCUGGAAAACCAGCUUACUAUCCAUUUCCCCAGAGGAAAACUCCCAGGAUCUCCCAAGCUGCCCGGAACCUGGGUUUAUAUGGCUCACCCUGAAGCUUUCUACUCAGCCAGAUGGCUCAACCUUGAGGCCAUCUAUUGUCUCAUCAAAGAACCCAGGAGGCAGAGCCACAAUGAGGGGCUCUAGCUGUGAGCAAAACUGGACUAGCUCAAUGAUAGGGAUUGUGGGAAAUGAACUUCACAGCGGGCACAUGGUCUUGUCCUUCAAAAAAGAAAAGCUUGUCCAGACCAGAUGGCUCACAGUUCAGGAUGGAAGAGUGCUGUCCGAUCAGUGCAGCCCCAUUCUGCUCAUACAAGAAGAUAUUGCUAUGGAGCCCUGGAUGCCCAUUCCUUAGGGAGGUCCAGUAGGACAUCUGCUCAGUCCCUAGAACCAGGGAAUUUGGAAACAUAAAACAGGGACCCUAGCCAAUGGAAUGCCUUAGCAGUGCCCUGGAGUCAAUGAACAUGGACAAUCUUGUUUCCAACAACUUCUGGUGAUUCCUCACAUGUUCUGGAGAAGGUGAGCUCUGAGAAUUGCCUUGUCCUGGUUGCUCUGCCUGGAGGCCAGCUCACUUAGAAGUCACUACACUCACUUCUAGUGACCACAGCAUUUCAGCUUGAGCUUCCCAAAGUAUGGUCACCCUGGGUAAAGAGGGGCAGAACAAUGCCACCUACCAUUUUGUGUGUUUAAGGGGUCUUUAGGAGGGUU